CUCUGGACGUCAUAAGUGAACGGCCCCUUAACAAUCAAAGAAUUCAAUUAAUGAAGCAUUUAGUCAGCUAUAAACUUAGUUCCCAACAUAGAACAGCCAAAAAGUAACAAAAUAAUUCGAAUAUCAAUCAAAGUCAACAAAAUCCGUAAAAGAAUUCCAACAAUUUGUUAUUUUUAGAAAAAAAAAAUCUACUUCUAAUUCAAAUAUUUUGAUCAUCUUUGGUCAAUACGCAUAAGCAUCUUCGUUUUAUUUAAGACCUUUCACUUUUUUCAGAAGAUUCUAUUUACUGGCGACGCAAUUUAUCAAAAAAUAUAUUUACAUUUAAUGUGAAGGAAUUUUAGAACAAAAAUCUUCAAGAAUUUAUUAGAAAUUUAUCAAGAACUUCUGAAGGACAGGAUUAAAGAAGAUCAAAAAAUAAGCUUAAAUAUGGAAAAUCCCGAUGUUUUUGUUUUACAAAUAACAAACAACAAAAUAACUCAUAAAUAAAGAAAUAGUCAUCGAUGGAAGUAAACAGACAAAAGGACAAAAGAAAACAAAACGAAUAAUUUGCAAGAAUUCUGAACUCAGCUUUAGAACAACAAGUUAAAAAUAGAUAGAUCACAACCGACAAUGUAGAAAACAUGAAUUGUCAACAAUUGCAAAUAAUGUAUUGUCACGGAAACAAAGAAACUUUAAUCAGCCACGUAAUAAUUCAUUCACAAUUGACUGGAAUGAAUAUUGAUUUUGCAUUCACUUUUAACUUUCAAGCACAAUGCCGAAAGCUUUGCAUUAGUUCAAUUAGAAUAGUCAACGAAAGUGGACGAGAAAGUUGUUCUUUUAGACUAGAAAGUUGGAAAUUGUUUACUUAAAAAUGACGCUUAGUGUCGUUAUAGCACUUACAAUAGUGACAGGAAGCUACUGGCUAGUCACAAAUGCACAAACUGAUAAGUCAUAUUCAUUUGAUGACAUGGGAAAUGGAACGAUAACGUGUGAAAUUAAUGGUGAAAAGUUUUACGGCGACGAAUGUUUAGACUCAUUGAAAAAGUUUGGAAAAAUUGUUGGAUAUAUCGUGUGUGGUGUUUUGAUUAUCAUCGUAAUCUGUUGCUGUGGUUGUUGGUGUUGCAUAUGUAAAGUUAUACAUUCAAAUAAGCAUCGGGCUGGCGUGGUGUUUCAACGCAAUCCUGCACCACCUCCAAAUGCUGUCAUUUCAACUGUUGCGUAAAUUAAAAUAGGAAGUAAUUUUUAUUUGGGGAAGGGGAGCUAAAGGUUGAAAUUUUGAUGAUUAGGAUAUGGAAUGUCUCAUCAAAUUGGUGCUUAUUUGGACGAAACUUAUAGUUUCUUAUUUUUAAGAAUUGAAUUUUUUGAUUUUACUAAGUUCUCUGAUUCAAUAAGCUAGGUUUUCACAUCCUUAUAUGAUAAUUAAUUUUUAGGAACUGAUUAAAAACUAAUUUAGCUAUAAUAAAUUUGUCAACGUACAAAAACCAAACUGUGAUGACUAAAAUUGAUAAUUUUUUUUAAAUUUUGCAAUAAAUCUUAGCAUUUUAAACAGAGCAUGAAGUCGAUUUCAUUUUUUUCGAGUCAACUUUUUCAAACAAAAAAAAAUCUCUCGGUUUUGAGUUGAGUUGAGUCAACUCAAGUUGACUCGAACCCUAUCAACUUCAAGCUCUGAUUUUAAACUUAAUAUACUCUUAUAACAUAAACUCCUCCUUGUGAUUCACAUGUCUAUUUAAAAAUGCAUUCACACAAUCAAUUACUUCUAAUUGCAAUGUUUUAAUGAAAUUUCAUAUGUUUAAUGGAAAAUAACUAUAGCUAAGUAUAAUAUGAAAGGAAAUUGUGAUAUAAAUAUGAACGUGUUUUACAUGAAAAUAAAAUGAAAAUUUACUUUCGCU
Messenger RNA from Chironomus riparius, 1868 nucleotides. The record is from the annotation of a GenBank genome assembly. Lineage: Eukaryota; Metazoa; Arthropoda; Insecta; Diptera; Chironomidae.